AGUCACGCACACCUGCUCGCCUUGCGCAGUCCCCCUCGUUGGCGCCCUGCAGGGGUCCAGCAAUGUCCAUGGAUGCCUCCUCUCAUGCUGACCAGCAUUUGCGCUUUGGAAGUCUUCUAAGUGCGCCUCUUCUUCUUCUUCUUCCACCUCCUGCUCCGAGUCCUCCCACGUCAAGUGGAGUAUAGUGGCGCGGCUCUCCGCAAUAACAGCCUCUCUAAACACCUCCACGGAAGACGGAUCUCGUACACAUGGAACUCUAACUAUGGAAUACCACUGGAUACUGCUGCUGUCUGUCGUGCUGCAAUCCACCUUUCCCACAGGCCACGCUAAGCCCAUCAUCACCCCGGCCGGGCCUCACCUUGUAGUCCCGCUCAACGCGCCCUUCGACCUGCGGUGCCAGGGGGAUAAGGAGAUGCAGUGGCAACGAGAGGAGCGCCCCAAGGUGCGGGGAGAGCGGAGAACGGAGGGCGUGUCGGCACUGCACAUCGCCCGAGCCCAGCCCCUCCACAUGGGCCGCUACGUCUGCUUGGAGAGGACGAGCGGGCAGCAGACGUCCAUCUACGUCUAUGUAAACGACCCUGACAACCCUUUCAGGAAAUCGAUGGUGUUCAACAUCCUCACUCGCGUGGGUGAUGCUGCAUCCAUCCCCUGCCUGGCAACCGAUCCCAGUCUGGCCAACCUGCGCCUGGAAACCUGUUCCAGCUUGCCUCUGGCCAGCGGUCUCAGGGUGUCUGCCAGCCUGGAGCAAGGCAUGGUAAUCUACGACACCCAGAAGGCCUACGAAGGCUGCUACGUGUGCGUCGGGACGCUGCGGGGGCGAGGUGUACGCUCGCACAACUACCAUCUGACAGUCAAGCCAGUGCCUGUGGCGCCGCCUGUUAUUGAGAUGCAAGCGCCCGAGCUUGUCAUCCUCACGCUGCACGAGAGUCUGGUCCUCACUUGCAAUACCACCAAUGUCAACGGCGAGAUCAAGCUGAAGUGGGUCACACCACUUGGCUCGGGUGCCGUCUGGUAUCCACAGCAACCAGCAAAGGUUGACACUGCCUCGCGUAUCCUGGCCGAGCACUUCCAUCACAUACGCGGCGCCACCCUGCAAAUCGCCGCCGUCACGCACCGGGACGCCGGCCGCUACCGAUGCGAGGCCGAGAACGAGAAGGGUGUCAGCACACGGUCGGUGUGGCUGGACGUCUACGAUAAAGGAUUCAUCAACUUAACAUCGACAAGCAACACAAGCAUUCACGUGCGCUCCGGUGACAGCUUUUCCCUCACGGUGGACGUGGAGGCUUAUCCCAGACCCCACACCUUCUCCUGGAGCUUAAUGGGCCACCAGCUGAAGAACACCAGCGACCACGUCAUCACCACAAACAACCACGAAUACAGGCACAGCAGUGAGCUGAGGCUGGUGCGUCUAAAGACGUCGGAAGGUGGCGUUUAUACGUUUAAAGCUUCCAACCGUGACGCCUCGCUGAAUGAGACAUUUACCGUCUUUGUCACCACUAAACCUGAGAUUGUGUCUCACGAGGGCCCGGUGGACGGGCAGGUACGCUGCGUGGCUGAGGGCUUCCCCGCCCCACAGAUCACAUGGUUCUACUGCGAGCAGCCUUACGUCAGGUGCUCCCAGCAGGUGAAUGCCACCCAGGAGGAGCAGAAUAUCAUUACCGUCACACUGUUCAGUCCUGCGUUUGGCAAGACGGAGGUGGAGAGUCGGGUGAAUGUCAGCCGGGGACGGUUCAAUACUUUGGAGUGCGUGGCUACAGUAGAGGGAGAGCAGGCCUACACGCUCUUCUCCAUCAGCGAGAGAACCAUCCCCCACGGUUUGUUCACCCCACUGCUAAUUGGCUCGGUAUCAGCAGCAUCCGUCCUCUGUCUGAUCCUAAUCAUGCUCUUCUACAAGUACCUGCAGAAACCAAAAUACCAGGUACAGUGGAAAGUGAUCGAAGGAAUUCACGGGAACAACUACGUCUACAUUGACCCCACCCAGCUACCGUACGAUCACCAGUGGGAGUUUCCCAGAAACAACCUGCGUUUUGGGAAGACGCUGGGCUCUGGCGCCUUUGGGAAAGUGGUGGAGGCGACGGCGUACGGACUCUCCAAAGCGGACUCGGUCACCACGGUGGCAGUCAAGAUGCUCAAAUCGAGCGCUCACGCCACAGAGAAAGAAGCCUUGAUGUCUGAGUUAAAGGUCCUGAGCUACUUGGGCAACCACGUGAACAUCGUCAACCUGCUGGGAGCUUGCACCGUGGGAGGCCCCACGCUGGUGAUUACAGAGUACUGCUGCUUUGGUGACCUGCUUAACUUUCUGCGCAGGAAGAGGGAAUCUUUCAUCCUCGCCAAGAUGGAGGAAGAUUGCUACUAUCGGAACAUUCUAUCACAAAAGGAGACGGCGGGCAACAGCUUGAACGGCUACAUGAGUAUGAGGCCUUCUGCCGCUGGCGAGUCGCCGCCGUCAUCAUCAUCAUCAUCAUCAUUCGGCGAGAAGAGACGCUCAUUCCUCAAAGUUGGUUCCCAUCCUGAAGAAGACGGCGAGGAAGAAAUGUUUGACGACGACGGUCUGUCUCUAGACACCGAAGACCUUCUCAGCUUCUCCUACCAGGUGGCCAAAGGGAUGGAAUUCUUAGCCUCCAAGAAUUGUAUCCACCGAGACCUGGCGGCCAGGAACAUACUGCUGACUCAAGGACGGGUUGCGAAGAUCUGUGAUUUCGGCUUGGCACGCGACAUCACUACAGACUACAACUACGUGGUCAAAGGCAACGCUCGCCUGCCAGUCAAAUGGAUGUCUCCGGAAAGCAUCUUCGAGUGCGUGUACACGUUUGAGAGUGACGUGUGGUCGUACGGCAUCCUGCUGUGGGAGAUCUUCUCGCUAGGCAACAGUCCUUAUCCUGGAAUGCCGGUGGACGCCAAGUUUUACAAGAUGAUUAAAGAAGGAUACAGACUUGACUCUCCGGAGUUUGCGCCCAGUGAAAUGUAUCAGAUCAUGCACUCCUGCUGGGAAGCCGAGCCCAUCAAGAGACCCUCCUUCAGGAAGGUCGUGGAGAAGAUCGAACAGCAGCUCUCUGACACCACCAAGCAUAUCUAUCUGAACUUCAACUCCAGGCUCAAGGCGUCACCCAGAACUGCCAAACGAGCUGAGGAGGAGGAGGAGGAGGACCCGAGCAUUCCCAGCGCCAGCACCAGCGCUCCCACACAGCCCUUACUGGCCCAGCAUGAGGUCUUCCUGGAGGGGACGGGCCUCGGUGCGCAGCGGGUGUGAGGCUCCCGCCCUGGCCCCCUUUUUUUAAGAAGUGCCUCUCAAUGUUUUGCUACCAUGACAAAAAACACUGCCACCCUUACAAAAACAAUGGCUGCACACAAACUGAGCCCCCCCCCAUCACUGUGGCAACCGUCACUCCUGGAAGAAGAACAUUUGAUUACUAUGAUUUUUUUUUUUUUUUUUUUUUUUUUUGUUGUCCGUGGCUUCAAGGGAGGACAUUUGAAAUGAUGCCCCCAAUACGAAUAGCUUUAAGUCACAUUUAACAUUUCUGUCAAUUGAAGUUUUAUUACCUUUUUUUUUGUUAGUUUUUUGGUUAUUUUGAAAGGAAAAAAAAAAAAAAAAAAACGCACUGGAGGCACUUCAUAUCAUUCCAUACAUCCCAUAGUGCAGCUUUGGUGAUUUUUUUUAUUUUUAUUCGUCAGUAUUAUUCUCAAACUUGUUUUAAAAUGAAGGUGACAUUUAUUCACGGUCCGAUAUUAAACUGGAGCUAGUGGGACACUCGUUUAUAAUAAGCUAUCAGCUUCUGAGGACCACCAUGACAGUUCGCCUGUAGCGACAUGGUACGGUCGGGCUUAUGGACGACAGUAUUUGUCGCCGGGAUGUAAAAAAAAAAAAAAAAAAAAAAAAAAUACUGGUUCCAUACCCUAUGCGAUCAUUGUUUACAUGCUGUGGUACUGCCAUUUCUGAGACGUGUUUGUUGUUAUGUUGGACACGAAAUUGCCGUCGGGGACCACCAUCGCCGUCACUGUUGGGCUGCGGGUCAUUAAGUGCUCAUCUCACUCCAGAGGUCCCCUAUUUCCUUUCUUUGUUGUAAAGAGCAUCGGGAAAAGUGUCCUGUUUGUUAGCGUAAAUGAACAUUGUGCGGCUGUGUGUGUGCGAGAGACACAACUCAUUGUCUUUGUGUGCUUCUCUGAAUGUUACUGGACUAUCAUUGCUAUUAUUUUAAGAGGUGCCACUACUAUUUGGUGUCGUUUUUGGCCGUUCGCUUACAUGGCAACAAUGUUUUGGUGACAAAAAAAUUGUUACCUUUGUAACAAAAAAAACGGAAACAUACGAGGUAAAGUGGCGUUUUUUUUCCACUUAAGUGUAGCCUAGCUUGUUUUCCUGGAGUAAAUCACAAAACCCAAAACCAGUGAAGUUGAAAGAUAGUAAAUAAAAACAGAAUACAAUGAUUUGCAAAUUCUUUUCAACUUAUAUUCAAUUGAAUAGACUGCAUAGAAAAGAUACCUACUGUUCGAACUUGCAAAUAAUCAUAACUUAAAAUUUAAUGGCAGCAAGACAUUGCAAAAAAGUUAGCACAGGGGCAUUUUUACCACUGUGUUACAUGGCCUUUCCUUUUAACAACACUCAGUAAACAUUUGGGAACUGAGGAUCCAAUUUUUGAAGCUUUUCAGGUGGAAUUCUUUCCCAUUCUUGCUUGAUGUACAGCUUAAGUUGUUCAGCAGUCCGGGGGUCUCCGUUGUGGUAUUUUAGGCUUCAUAAUGCGCCACACAUUUUCAAUGAGAGACAGGUCUGGGCUACAGGCAGACCAGUCUAGUACCCGCACUCUUUUACUACGACGCCACGCUGUUGUAAGACGUGGCUUGGCAUUGUCUUGCUGAAAUAAGCAGGGGCGUCCAUGAUAACGCUUGGCUUUUUUUUCCUUUUAACAACACUCAGUAAACGUUUGGGAACUGAGGAGACCCAUUUUUUAAGCUUUUCAGGUGGAAUUAUUUUUUCUUUUUUUAAACAUGUUGCAGGCAUCAAAUUCCAGAUGAGCUAAUAUUUGUAAAAAAUUACAAAGUUUACCAGUUCGUACAUUAAGUAUCUUGUCUUUGCAGUCUAUUCUAUUGAAUAUAAGUUGAACAAGAUUUUCAAAUCAUUGUAUUCUGUUUUUAUUUAUGAUUUACACAGUGUGCCAACCUCACUGGUUUUGGGUUUUGUAGACUGGACCAACAGCAGCCUAGUAGUGCACUCCAUUAUGUCUCCAUGGCUUCAAGAUGCAAUUAAUCGACAAGUAAAUUGUAAAACAUGUUUUUGCCGUUACUUAUCUGUCAAACGGUACGUUCUAAAUAUGUCGACAAUUAUUAUUUUUUAAAUGUUUUGUAUAAUACCAAUGGCACUCAUUGUUCCUCUAUACCAGGGGACACCCAAACUACGGCCCCUACGGUCCAAAAUCCGGCCGCGGGUAGUCCCAAGUAAAAAAUAAAAAAAAUACAAAAAAAAUAUAUAUAUUUUUUUAAUUAUAAUUUUUGUAAUCUGCCCUUUUUUGCCCAUCGAUCAAUCCAUUUUCUACCGCUUGUUACUGGGUGUCCUAACCGCUCAGGCAAAUCAUAUUUACAAAUGCAUUUUCCCAUCGAUCACGUGACAUCACGCUUGUGUCGGAAAAGUGCGCUCUUUCAGUCAAUUAGUGCACGAGGGGGAAAAAAUUGGCAAAAUCGUUGGGGAAACCUAAAAUAGACUCCGAGUGUAGAGUUUUCAAACAUCAGUGCACAUAUCACUCUUUUUUUUUGUUCAAUGUAAGGCAAUACCGGGGUAGAGCGGAAUAUACGUUAGGUUAGGAAAAAACACAGCGGCUAUUUCAUCCCUACAAGCCUGUUUCGCAGGGCAGGGCAACCUGAGAAACAGGCUUGUUGCAGAAUACAGCUGAAAUAGGCUACAGCACCCCCCACAACCCUGAAAGGGACAAGCAGUAGAAAAUGUAUGUAUGUAUGUA
Nerophis lumbriciformis (worm pipefish) is the source of this 5945-nucleotide messenger RNA. It is a transcript of the gene kita, whose product is annotated as KIT proto-oncogene, receptor tyrosine kinase a. Gene Ontology annotation, cellular component: signaling receptor complex; plasma membrane. Lineage: Eukaryota; Metazoa; Chordata; Actinopteri; Syngnathiformes; Syngnathidae. The record is from RefSeq and is a predicted model, not a curated record. Gene Ontology annotation, molecular function: transmembrane receptor protein tyrosine kinase activity; cytokine binding; ATP binding. Gene Ontology annotation, biological process: positive regulation of cell migration; B cell differentiation; Fc receptor signaling pathway.